UGAACUGCCAGUAGUCCCCAAUCCGCCGCCCAGUGUGGUCGCGUUUCCGUCUACCCAUCGAAGUCGCGUCGCUUAUCCUCCGGCUGCCCUGCCUCAAGCUCAAGCUAACUCGUCGCAGAGAAAGAAACAAAGGCGCAGAAAUAAAUUGAAUCGCGUAAUCGACGCACACGCCGACGACAACAAAAAGAGCGAUAAAAAAGAAACAAGGUAGAGAGAGAGAUCAAAACAAAACGAGCAAUAAAUCUGGAAGAAUGCGUGCCAGAAACGCAUAAAGGGAAGCAAAGACAAAGACAGAGACCACAAACAGAGAACGAGAGAGACAUAGAGAGAGAGAGAGACAGACAGAGAGAGAGAGAAAGAGGAGUAACACUUGAACAACAAUAAACCAUAACAGCACUCAUAAGAAAUACAGCCGAUCCGAUCAGAUCCAUUCCCAUACCCAUUCCCAUUCCGAGUCCCACUUUGGUGCGGUAGGUAAUGACACAUUCGGAAGGCUCGGCACGUUCCUAGACGCCUUCGAGCGAGUGGAGCAUAAAUCAGAGCCAUCAGAUCCAUCAGAUCCGAGAAGCCAGACCCACACCGUACCACCAACGGCGUAUAUCUAUGAAUAAAUGUAUAUGCGUGUCCCAAGGAGGAAUUAAAUAACAAUAAACGAAUCAAUUCGAAAUUCAAAAGCCAUGGAUCAGGCGCGCACCCUCCUCGCCAGGCAGUCCAAAGAUGUGGAAUUCCAAGAUGUCUUCUACACGGUCAAGGAGCGGACCAAUUUCUUGCGCGUAACUCGGGAGCGACAAAUUUUGAACGGCGUCAGCGGAAGUUUCCGAAACGGCCAGCUGUCGGCCAUCAUGGGACCCUCGGGAGCUGGAAAAAGCAGUUUGCUGAAUGCGAUUUCGGGUUUCAGGCGCGACGGCGUUACGGGGUGCAUCAAGAUGAAACGGGAUAAUGCCUGCUACAUCACUCAGGACGACCAUCAUCAGACCCUGCUGACCGUCGAGGAAUUGAUGAACCUCUCGUGCGACCUCAAGCUAAAGCAGCGCCACAGGAAGGCCGAGGUGCUGACAGAGAUCCUCGAGAAUCUCAACCUGAACCACCGCCGCAACGUGACGGCGGAGAAACUGAGCGGCGGGGAGCGUAAGCGGCUCUCCAUUGCCCUAGAGCUGGUGGACAACCCGAACAUAUUCUUCCUAGACGAGCCCACCAGCGGGCUGGACGAGGUGACGGCGGCCCAGUGCAUCCGACUGCUGCGUGGCAUGGCCCGCGAGGGACGCACCAUCGUCUGCACCAUCCACCAGCCCUCCGCCACGAUCUACAACUGCUUCGACAGCAUAUACGUGCUGGCUAAGGGACACUGCGUCUAUCAGGGCAGUCCCCGGGCCACCAUUCCAUUUCUGCGCCUAGCCCAGCUGGACUGCCCGCGCAACUACAGCCCCUCUGACUACAUCAUCGAACUGGUCGACGCAGAGGACGGGCACCUGGUGCCGGCGCUCAGCGAGCUCACCGAGAAUGGCAAGCUCAUCUACGUGGCCAGCCAGGCGGACAUCGUUAAUCCACACCUGGAGUCGCAGCAGGCUGUCACCACGCUGUUUGUGGAGCAGCCGAAGCGUCCACUCCUGCCCACAAUCUUCGCCGGCAGCGCCGUCUCCACCGAUGGCACUUUGAUGAACGGCGCCAGUGCAUUGCUGGAGCAGAUGAAGGCCUUCUCGCGACGCAUGCACAACGGGCGUCGUGAUAUCUCCGGGGUGCGGCAGUUCGUGGUGCUGAUACGGAUCAUGAUGCUGCGCAUAAUGCGCGCCCGCCUGGCCCUGACCAUCCAGCUGUUCCACCACCUGCUCUGCGGCCUCUUCUUUGGGAUGAUAUUCUUUCAGCUGGGCAACCAGGGGGCGCGCAUGUUCGAUCAUCUCAAGUUCUGCAUUGGCGCCGUCCUCAUGAUUGUCUACACCCAGGUGAUGGUGCCCAUCCUUAGCUAUCCCGCCGAGGUUAAGGUGGUUAAGAAGGAGACGUUCAAUCGAUGGUACACGCUGACGCCCUACUAUAUGGCGCUGACCAUCUCGCGCCUGCCGCUCCAGGUGCUGCUGAACAUCACCUUUAUGAUGGUCACCUACUGGAUGUCCGGGCUGCCGGAUCAGAUCUGGCGAUUCGGCAUCUUCGUCGCAGUCGGCCUCAUGAUCUCCCUGGUGGCCGAGGGCAUGGGCCUGGCCAUUGGGGCCACCUUCAGCAUAACAAACGGCAGCGUCGUGGGUCCCAUGAUGAUUGCCCCGCUGAUGGGACUGGCCGUGUACGGCUUCGACUUUGCUCCCCAAAUCACAGGCGCCAUGAAUCUGCUGAUGAAGUUCAGCUAUGUGCGCGUCGGAGUGGUUGCCAUGAUCCUGGCCGUGUUCGGGUUCCAGCGCGAGGAUCUGGACUGCGACGAUAUCUAUUGCCACUUCAGCGAUCCGCGCGUGCUGCUCAAGUUUCUCGAUGUAGAGAAGGUCUCUCUAAUGCACCAGUUCGGCAUACUGGCAAUGCUGAUGCUCUUCUUCCGCAUCCUCAUGUACAUCAGCCUGCGCAAGCGCUGCUACGCCUGAACACAGCCACGAUCCUCGGGCCACGGGGCCCAGGGCACUGAUGAAUCUUAUUCCCUUUGUAGUUGUAGCCAAUGUCAACGCUGUGAUUGUUCGAUUUAUGAAUGCUUCCAUGUAUAUUGUAUAUAUUAUGUACGGCCGGGCAUGUACUCCCUGUCCACUGCUCAUCCAUUGCAAAUUGUGGUGCGAGUAUUUUAACCCUUGACAAGACAAAUUUUAGAUCUAAGUUUAUGUAGCUCUAAGCAGUUAGGAUUACAGCCUCACCUUGCUCCUUGGGGCUGGACAUCAAUCAGCAAAGGGGCCAGCCCCAAGGCGUCUGCACAGUUUUAUACAUAUUGUUUGUGGUUAAAGUGAUUUGAAUUCGAAUUUUACAAUAAAAACGAGUGGGAACGCUCUUAUACCCAGAAAAGCAUCGAGAGAAAAGAGCAACCACGACUGCUAGUUA
Drosophila miranda is the source of this 3003-nucleotide messenger RNA. Its product is annotated as ATP-binding cassette sub-family G member 1. Gene Ontology annotation, cellular component: plasma membrane. Gene Ontology annotation, molecular function: ATP hydrolysis activity; ABC-type transporter activity; ATP binding. Bases 678 to 2561 code for a protein of 627 amino acids. The transcript has 7 exons. The record is from RefSeq and is a predicted model, not a curated record. NCBI's taxonomy places the organism in Eukaryota, Metazoa, Arthropoda, Insecta, Diptera, Drosophilidae.